Messenger RNA from Rhinocladiella mackenziei CBS 650.93, 591 nucleotides. RefSeq lists its product as uncharacterized. The coding region runs from base 1 to 591 and encodes 196 amino acids. Gene Ontology annotation, biological process: mitotic cytokinesis; actin filament organization. Gene Ontology annotation, cellular component: actomyosin contractile ring; actin filament. Lineage: Eukaryota; Fungi; Ascomycota; Eurotiomycetes; Chaetothyriales; Herpotrichiellaceae. The record is from RefSeq and is a predicted model, not a curated record. Gene Ontology annotation, molecular function: actin filament binding. The transcript has 2 exons.
AUGACCGAGACCGUGUCCUACCCUUCUCCCUCAGAUCCCACAUUGUCCCGGUCAUCCUUCACCAUCGAUUCCACAAUCGCGAUUCGACUCAUCAUGGCGUCGGCAUUCGCUAAUUUCAAACAGAAAAUGAACUCUCUCCGCAUUGAAGCGGAUGAGAACGCGGCAAAGGCAGAAGAGCUGAAAGCCAAAGUCAAGGCCUUGGAACAAGAGAAUCUCCAGAAAGAGCAGGAGAUCACGUCCCUGACACAUCGCAACCAACUCCUCGAGGCCGAAGUCGAGAAGCUUGAAACGGGCAUUAAGGAAGCCAAGGCUGCUGCCGGAGAAGCCUCACAACAUGGUCAACAGAAUGAAGCUCUCACUCGAAGACUCCAGCUACUCGAGGAGGAGGCUGAGGCCGCGGACAAGACGCUGAGAGAAACCAAUGAAAAACUUCGACAGACAGACGUCAAGGCUGGCCAUUUCGAACGCAAGGUCCAAGCCUUGGAGCAAGCACGAGAUGAGUGGGAGAACAAGUACGAGGAAAUGGCCAAGAAACACGCGGAUCUUCAAAAGGAACUGCAAGAAUUGGAACAGAGCAUGGGCAAUAUCUAA